ACCCUAUACUAUAAAAUUUGUUAAACUAAUUUCUUAUAAAAUUGAAAAUGUUAAUAUUAUUAUUGCAAUUGUGAAAAUAUAAGAUUUAUUUUAAUUUUAUUCUACUUUAUGUAGAGAAACUUGAUGGAGGUACCACCAAGGAAUAGUUGUAGUGUAUAUAUGGACAUUUAUAUAUAUAUAUAUUCAUGUGUCUCUUAAAACUCUUCACAAAAGAAAAUUAAUUAACUUGUGGGUGGGAGAUAUAUAAUUAUAAACUAAUACAAUGGAAGAAAUGUAUUGUAUUCAACAUUUCAGUCACGAUCAUAUUUUGUAUCUAGAUACAUGGUGGCAUGACAUACAAAUGAGUUGUGGGUUAUGCAAUUGCUUAAUCCUUAAAUGCCAAAAGUAUUACUAUUGCUUUGGUUGUGACUAUCACAUCCACAAAAGAUGUGCUAAGUUGCCUCAGUAUAUUAACAACUCCUUACAUGAUAUACACCCUCUCACCCUCAUUAGGAAGAGAUCAUCAUUUGAUGAAAGCAUUAUUUGUUGCUUUUAUUGUGAGAAGCCCUUAGGAGAUCAUGAAUAUGCUUAUACUUGCAAUCUUUGUGCUUUCUACGUUCACAUCACAUGUGGUUCAAUCCCAUUGCCCACCAUAACAUGCAAUGGCCAUGAAGAUCAUCACAUUGUUCAGUUCUCUUGCCAUCAAAAUCCAAUGAUUCUUGUUGAGCUUGGUGGUGCUAAUAAAGAUGGUCUAGGAGGUAAUAGUAAUCGUUGUUUUGCAUGUCAAUUACCAUGGUCCAUACCAGCUUAUUCUUGCACAACUCUUACGUGUACAAAUUUUAUUCAUAAGUCUUGUGCAAAUCUUCCACAAAAAAUCCAACAUCCUUUCCAUUCACACAAUCCUCUUAAACUUCAAAUUAGUAAACCCCAAACUUGUGAUGUCUGUUGCAAGAAAGAUUGUAUGCUCAAUUUUAGUUGUACCCAAAAUGGAUGCAACUUUAAAUUGGGUACAGAAUGUGCAAAUCUUUGUACAAUUGUUAAAUGUCAAAUCCAUGACCACUCACUUUCUUUAGUGGAAAAUGCAUCAUCUAACAGUGUUCAUUGUGAUGCUUGUCUUAAGUCUUAUGAUGAAUUGAGUGAUAAUGAUGAUUCAAGUAUCCUGGCUAAAAGUCAUGAAGUUCAACAAACUCAGUCAUUCUUUUUUCGUUGUAUGGAAUGUAGUUACAACCUUCAUUUUCUUUGUGGUCCAUUGCCAUAUAUCAUUAAAUAUGAAUAUCAUAUACACAGCUUGAUUCUUAUCGAUUCAAUCAUGGAUGAGGAUUUCGAUAAAUAUUAUUGUGAUGCAUGCGAAGAAGAAAGGAAUCCAGAAUUUCGUGUUUAUACCUGUGUGGAAUGCAAAUAUACAGCACAUAUACAUUGCAUGAUUGAUGAGAUUAUGCAGGUAAUAAAAGGAGACACAAAUGGUGUUGAGCUUUUAUCAUUGGGAGAGAAUCGAUGGAAAUUAGGAGAAGACAUGGACAAGGCAGAAGAUCAAACUUUGAUAGAAGGACUGACCAUUGGGGACAUAAUUGAUGCAUUAUCUGAAGAAGAAAAACAAAAAUUACUUCAACCACUAGAUUUUAUCAGCAACAAAAGAUACUAUAAUUACUAUAGAAACUUAAAUUCCAAAUUUGAUGACUUAGACUCUAUUGAAAACUUUGAUAACUAUAAAGAUUUUUUUCAAUCUGACUAUGACUAUAGUAACUUUCGUAUGGAGGUUCUUUACUAUACUGCUGUAGAAGGUUUAAAAAUUGAUGAUCAAUAUUUAAGGCAAGAGGUAGUAGCAGUGGAUGGUAAAUACUUGGUCCCCAAUACAUUGGCCCCUAUUUUCAAAACAUUUCUACUCAAGUAUGGAGAUGAUUGCAACAGUUCAACAAGCAGUACUGGAUUGAAGAGUGUGGCCUCAACCUUACUAUCCAUAGUCAUUGACAGAAUGUGUAAAACUAAGGUUGAAGAUGUGACAAUGGAUGAUUUUAAAGAAUGGAUUUUCUACCUACGUGGCAUUGGAGAGAUUUCAGGAUUCAGAGUUAAUCAAUUCCUAUUGGUUUUGUUGGAGAAGUCCAUGGAUGCCUAUUUGGGUUACAUGGCCAUUAGAUGUGAAAAACAAAUCCCAGAAAAGUUGGACAUGAAAAUUGAAGCAUUGGAAGCUGAAUUGGACAAGUGCAAGAAGAUGCGUGAACAAAUCCCAACAAUUAUGUCUCAAAAGUCAUCAAGUAUUCAACAUUUUAUAAGCCAAGCUUCUAAAUUGAAGCACAACACUGUGGGUGACGAGUGGUUCUAAUAACGUCUUUAGCUUCACCAUAUUUAUGAUUUCAUGCUUUUCUCCUUUAUCUAUUUAAUCUCUUCAUUAUGUUUUUAUAAUUAAUAAAAAUGUAAAAGACAUUAAUAUUCCUAUAUUUCUUUGUCUAUCUUAUAUUCUACGUUCAUAAUCCAAUACAAACUUAGAUUAUAAAUAUUUUUUUUAAUAAUUAUAAUUUCAAUAUA
Messenger RNA from Cannabis sativa, 2502 nucleotides. RefSeq lists its product as uncharacterized. The record is from RefSeq and is a predicted model, not a curated record. The coding region runs from base 263 to 2299 and encodes 678 amino acids. The transcript is spliced from 2 exons. NCBI's taxonomy places the organism in Eukaryota, Viridiplantae, Streptophyta, Magnoliopsida, Rosales, Cannabaceae.